Molecule: messenger RNA, 2337 nt
Organism: Saprolegnia parasitica CBS 223.65
Lineage: Eukaryota; Oomycota; Saprolegniomycetes; Saprolegniales; Saprolegniaceae
Exons: 5
Coding region: 1-2337 (778 amino acids)
Cellular component (GO): nucleolus
Molecular function (GO): RNA helicase activity; nucleic acid binding; ATP binding
Source: RefSeq, a predicted model, not a curated record
AUGGCCAAGAAGGGGAAGCAGCAGCAAGCCGAUGCGAAGAAGAAGGGCGGCAACGCCAGCGCAUGGACCAAGGUCGACAUGACCGAGUACGAGCUGGAAGGCUUCGCCGAUGGUGGCGCCUUUGAGCUGGAAGAGCUCACGGAGUACACGAUCGAAGAAGACGCGUUUGGUGGCAAGACGCUCAAGGCGGCGUCGGGCAAAGCUACCAAGAAGCCCAAGCAGCAAACGCAACAAAAGCAGCAGAAGCAGACCAAGGUGGUCGAGAGCGACAACCAAGACAGCGCAGCGACAGCGCCGGCGGCUGUCGUGGAUGCCGAAGGCAAGAAGCGCAAGAAGAAGAAGCGCACCAAGAAGAACAAGGGCGCGGCGACCUCGGACGCAGAGGCCAAGGCCGACGACACGACCGAGGACAAGGACGACCAAGUUGCGACCAACGAAGAUGAUACCAACAAAGACGACGACGCUGCUGCCGUGGACGACGAAGAAGAGAUCUCGACCGAGCCCUUCCCCGAGUGGGCCAAGUACAAGCUCCACCCGACGAUCAACCAAGCGCUUCGCCGCGUCGGCUUUACGGGCCCGACCGAGAUCCAGGCCAAGACGUUGCAUCCGGCUGUGAUUGAACACCGCGACGUGGUCGGUGCCGCGCCGACGGGGUCGGGUAAGACGCUCGCGUUCGGUCUGCCCGUGCUGCACCACUUGUUGUCGCACCCGGAGCAAGAAAAGAAGUGCCGCGCGCUCAUUCUGACGCCGACGCGCGAACUGGCCAUGCAGAUCACGGAGCAUCUGAUGAAGAUCGUGCCCAACAAGCGCCAGAUCGGCAUUGUGACCUUGGUCGGUGGCAUGGCGGUCCAGAAGCAGAUCCGCCAGCUCUCGUAUGCGCCCGAGAUUGUCGUCGCGACGCCCGGUCGUCUCUGGGAAGUCAUGGAGGCCGGCGAGAGCCACCACUUUGCGGCCCUGAACCGCGACUUGCAGUUUCUCAUUGUCGAUGAAGCCGAUCGCAUGCUCCAACCCGGCAGCUUUCCGCAGCUGCAAAAGAUCUUCGAAAAGAUCAACUCGAACACGGCCAAGCCAGUGAAGGGCAAGGUCCUCGAAGACAUGGACGACGACGAUGAAGACGACGAAGAUGUGCCCAUGGAGGCGGCCGAGACGUCGGUUGUGAUGCUCGACGACAUCCUCAAGCAGCACGAAGCAGCCAAGGCUGCCAAACCCGAGGCGGCAGCGCCCAAGACACCCACGUUUGUGCGGCAGACGUUCCUCUUUUCGGCGACCAUGACGCUCAAGAACGCUGGCCGGUACCAGACCAAGCGUAUGAAGAACCCGACGGCGCUCACGGUGCUUGAGAGCAUCAUGCGCCGCGUGGGUCUCCGCGGCAAGCCGGCGGUCGUCGACCUUAGCGUGGCGGCCGCGACCUCGGCGACGACCGACGAGAGCGCACCGGCGAGCAAGAAGCCCAAAGGCACGUCGGAAGUGACGCUGCCGGCCGGCCUCGAACUCUCGCAAAUCGAGACGCUCGACGAACACCGCAACGACUGCCUCUACUACUUUUUGACGCAGUACCCGGGGCGCACGAUUGUCUUUUUGAACGCGAUUGCCGGUGUCCGUCGCGUCGCUGGCAUCUUGAGCCUCCUCAAGCUGCCGGUGUUUGCGCUCCACGCCGAGAUGCAGCAGAAGCAGCGCCUCAAGAAGCUCGAGGGCUUCCGCGCCAACCCCAAGGGCAUUCUCAUUGCCACCGAUGUCGCCGCGCGCGGUCUUGAUAUCCCGAGUGUCGAGUACGUCGUACACUACCACAUCCCGCGCUCGGCCGAGACGUUCGUUCACCGCAGUGGUCGCACGGCCCGUGCGGCCAAGGAAGGUCUCAGUGUCUCGAUGGUCGCCCCGAUCGACGCGAAAUACCAUGCGCAGAUCUGCAACGUGCUCCACCGCCCGUCGGGCUUUUCGUCGUUUCCGAUCGACCACAAGUUCCUCCCGGUCAUCAAGGAGCGCGUGAAGCUCGCGGAACAGAUUUACGCGGAAGAGAACCAAGAGAGCAAGUCCAAGUCGGAAGCCUCGUGGUUCUCGCAGAUGGCCGAAGCCGCCGACUUGCCGCUCGACGACGAGCUCCUUGCGCAAAUGCAUGUUGAGGGCGGCUCGGAUGUGCGCGGCGCCAAGGCGAAUCUGAACCGCCUUCUCCAAGAACCGCUGCGCCCGAUUGGUGCCAAGCGCAAGUUCCGCAUGCUUCACGAAGAGAUGAAGAGCAACCUCUUGACGGCCGACGGCGAGUACCGGUCACGCGACGCGACCGCGGACCUCAUGAAAAAGUCCAAGAAGCACUCGCUCAAGCGCUUCCGGAAGAGAUAA